GCGGCAAGCCCGAGGUUUCGGUAUUUACCAGUGGCGGCCUGGAUGUAGAAGCACUUUUUACUGCACAAGCAAACAGAGCUGCUGCUGUUUUAAGACUCAAGUGGGAUGUUGCUGGUGGAGGCUACAGAAGAGGCAAGCUUGUGUAUACAGCAAAGGCAAGCUGGUAUUCAGGCUGUAAAUCACUCUUGGGAACUGCUGGAUCCUUCUAGGGGAGGGAGCUUAACCUUUUUUGUGCCAUAAAUCCCUGCUCAACAUACUGUAUAAAAUACAUAGACGACCAAGGAAAUAAAUUGCAUUGAAAUACAGUCAUAAAAAAUGAAAACAUUUUUAACUUUAUUAAUACAAUAAAUAACAAGAUCUAGUAGCCCGUCAGAUAACAAGAAUUUCCAAGUCAUAACAACUUGUAACACUACAUGAAAAUAUCUGUGGUCUCCACUGAUGACAAAGUCACAAGUUCUAUUAGUACCACUGUGGUAUGUUCCUUAUAUUCAUCAUUGAACGAAAUGUUGAAUUUUAGUUCAGCUUAGUGAAAAUUAGUAUUUUUUUCUUAUCUAAUUUCAUAGACCCCCUGUUUAAAAAUGCAUGUGUUAAAUAGAACAUGCAUUUUCAAUCAAGCGAUAUUUUCACUAAUGAGAUGAAAACAUUUUAUUGAUAUUACAGUGGUUUGUGGCCUUCCAAAGGAGAUAAAUGUAUAUAAUAUGUUUGUGGUAUUAGAACUUUAUAAGGGGGGAGCUAUUAGGGAAAAAUAAAAGCCUCCAUAGAGGGGCAAAAUGAAAAAGUUUCUCCCAUAGAGGGGAGAAACUCUGCUCUAGAAGAAACCAUUAUGAAUUGGGCCACUAAUUUUAGUGCUGUUAAAUAGUAUUUAAGUCACCUCUAUAUUCUGAGUAGCAAGCAGUAUGUCAUCUUGAGCCCCUUAGUUCUGAGCCUGUUUUCCACAUCUGCAAAAUGGAAACAAAGGAGCUUGUUUGAUUAUGUGGCUAUGAAGAUAAGUGACUUACGGCAAGGACAUGAUCUUAAGGCAAGGGUGUCUAAUCUUUUGGCUUCCCUGGCCCACAUUGGAAGAAGAAUUAUCUUGGGCCACACAUAAAAGACACGGACACUAAUGAUAGCUGAUGAGCUUAAAACAAAUUGUAAAACUAUCUCACGUUUUAAGAAAGUUUAUGGAUUUGUGUUGGCCUGGGCCUGGGUUGGACAAGCUUGCCUUAAGGUGUAAGAGUAUGAAGUAUGUUUUUGUUCUUGCUUGGAGAGGUUGGUGAUGGUUAGCUUUGGCCUCUAAAAAGUAGUAUGGAGUGGUUAAUGUUUUUGCAUGGGCUUUAUGGAAGUUUUGUUUUUUUUUCUUUUCUUUUCUUUUUUUUUUUUUUUUCUUUUUUGAGACAGGCUUGUUCUGUUGCCCAGGCUGGAGUGCAGUGGCGCAAUCUCGGCUCACUGCAACCUCCACCUCCCGGGUUCAAGCAAUUCUCCCAUCUCAGCCUCCCGAGUAGCUAGGAUUACAGCGAUGCGCACACCAUCACGCCUGGCUAAUUUUUCUAUUUUUAGUAGAGACAGAGUUUCACCAUUUUGGCCAAGCUGGUCUCAAACUCCUGAACUCAGGUGAUCCACCCACCUCGGCCUCCCAAAGUGCUGGGAUUACAGGUGUGAGCCACUGUGCCCAGCCUUGGUCUCCUUUAUUUCUGGAGGCUAUAAAGCAUUCGCCUUUUCUGCACCCUAAUUUAUUUAACCAAAAUCUUACUGAUGGACCAAGGUGCAUCCAUUUUGUUGCUGUUCGUUAACGUGAGAAAUGCUGCAAGUACAUUGAGGAAAUUCCAAAAGCAGGAAUUGUUGGGUCAAAGGAAAAUUGUACUAAAAUGAAGAUGUUGCCAGAUGACUCACCGAAAGAGCUGUAUCCGCCUAUACACUCGUACCAGCAGUGUGUAUUUCCUUCCCUAACAAGAGAAACUGUUUAAAAAGUUUCACUUCUUAACAUUCUUGACACAUAAUUGUCAAAAUUGCUUUUCUAGAAAGAUUGUGCCACCUAGCACUCCCACUAGUGCUGGUUUCCAGUCUUGGAAAAUCAUACAGAUAGAUACUAUUUAUCUGAGAGUUGGUGGUUCCCAGAUAAAUAGUUGCCAGGGUUCUGGGAAUUGACGAACAUUUUUAUCUGUUUUUGUUUUUGUUUUUUUGACACGGAGUCUCGCUCUGUCGCCCAGGCUGGAGUGCAGUGGCGCCAUCUCGGCUCACUGCAACCUCCGCCUUCCGGGUUCACGCCAUUCUCCUGCCUCAGCCUCCUGAGUAGCUGGGACUACAGGCGCCCCGCCACCACGCCCGGCUAAUUUUUUGUAUUUUUAGUAGAGACAGGGUUUCACCAUGUUAGCCAGGAUGGUCUCGAUCUCCUGACCUUGUGAUCCACCCGCCUCGGCCUCCCAAAGUGCUGGGAUUACAGGCGUGAGCCACCGCGCCCGGCCGAACAUUUUUAUCUGGAUCGCUGAAAUGAGGCAGAUUCGCAGCAGUAUUGGGGCCUUAAGAAAGGAGAGUUUGUGCUGGUACCUGCUACUGGAACUCUACCUGGAAGUAGCAGCAUCGCACUGCAUCUUAACACUUUCAGAGCAACUUCUGGAAGUUCUAGAAAUAAGACAGGAAUGGGUGGUCGACUCCCACCCCUUCCUAACCAAGGCAACCUCCCAGGCUUUCCUGUCCCAUCUUAACGUCUCUGAGAGGAAAGAGAGUUGCAAUCUUAACAGAAGAAACAUGAUCAGAAGGGUACAAACGAAGGGUUCCAAUAGAGGGUGUGGGAACUAACUGCAUGUCUGGAGUUUAAUACUGGCUCUGCAGUUUACUUAACAUGUUACCUUGGGCAAGUUCAUGUCCUCUGUGCCUCAGUUUCCCCUUCUGUCAAAUAGGGUAAUAGUUUCUAUUUCAGCGUUGUUAAUAUAACAAAUUGCUUAGAAUCAUACCUGGCACAUACAAAGUAAGUGCUCAAAAGUUAUCUGUCAAUAACUUUUGUUAUGUUGCACGAGUGACAUUAUUUCUCAGAGUCUCUGUUUUUCACAUCUUUAUUUUUUCAUUAUUUAUUUAUUUAUUUUUUGAGAUGGAGUUUCGCUUUUGUUGCCCAGGCUGGAGUACAAUGGCGCAAUCUCAGCUUACUGCAACCUCCGCCUCCUGGGUUCAAGCGAUUCUCCUGCCUCAGCCUCCUGAGUAGCUGGGAUUAGGCAUGCGCCACCAUGCUGGGCUAAGUUUGUAUUUUUAGUAGAGAUGGAGUUUCACCAUGUUGGUCAGCCUGGUUUCGAACUCUCGGCCUCCCAAAGUGCUGGGAUCACAGGUGUGAGCCACCACGCCCAGCCUUUUUCUCAUCUUUAAAUGGAGCUGAUAUUUAAUAGGAUUGAAUGAUUACAGUAUGGGCAUCUGUGGGUACAAAAUCUGAAUUAUAGGAAGAUAAUGGGGCUCAUCUUUUCACCAUUGGGUCCCCAACCCCUGCUUUGCACACAGUAGGAGGUGCUCCAGUGAGUCACCCAGGGAAUGACGAGGUGGCGAGUGAGGAUGAAGCCAUAGUAAAGCGGCUUCGUCGGGAGGAAACGCACAUCUGUGAGAAAUGCUGUGCAGAGUUCUUCAGCAUCUCUGAGUUCCUGGAACAUAAGAAAAAUUGCACUAAAAAUCCACCUGUCCUCAUCAUGAAUGACAGCGAGGGACCGGUGCCUUCAGAAGACUUCUCCGGAGCUGUACUGAGCCACCAGCCCGCCAGUCCCAGCAGUAAGGACGGUCACAGGGAGAAUGGCGGCAGCUCAGAGGACAUGAAGGAGAAGCCGGGUGCGGAGUCUGUGGUGUACCUAAAGACAGAGACAGCCCUGCCAUCCACCCCCCAGGACAUAAGCUAUUUAGCCAAAGGCAAAGUGGCCAACACUAACGUGACCUUGCAGGCACUACGGGGCACCAAAGUGGCGGUGAAUCAGCGGAGCGCGGAUGCAUUCCCUGCCCCCGUGCCUGGCGCCAACAGCAUCCCGUGGGUCCUCGAGCAGAUCUUGUGUCUGCAGCAGCAGCAGCUACAGCAGAUCCAGCUCACCGAGCAGAUCCGCAUCCAGGUGAACAUGUGGGCCUCCCACGCUCUCCACUCAAGCGGGGCAGGGGCCGACACUCUGAAGACCUUGGGCAGCCACAUGUCUCAGCAGGUUUCUGCAGCUGUGGCUUUGCUCAGCCAGAAAGCUGGAAGCCAAGGUCUGUCUCUGGAUGCCUUGAAACAAGCCAAGCUACCUCACACCAACAUCCCUUCUGCCACCAGCUCCCUGUCCCCAGGGCUGGCGCCCUUCGCUCUGAAGCCGGAUGGGACCCGGGUGCUCCCGAACGUCAUGUCCCGCCUCCCGAGCGCUUUGCUUCCUCAGGCCCCGGGCUCGGUGCUCUUCCAGAGCCCUUUCUCCACUGUGGCGCUAGACACCUCCAAGAAAGGGAAGGGGAAGCCACCGAACAUCUCCGCGGUGGAUGUCAAACCCAAAGACGAGGCGGUCCUCUACAAGCACAAGUGUAAGUACUGUAGCAAGGUUUUUGGGACUGAUAGCUCCUUGCAGAUCCACCUCCGUUCCCACACUGGAGAGAGACCCUUCGUGUGCUCUGUCUGUGGUCAUCGCUUCACCACCAAGGGCAACCUCAAGGUGCACUUUCACCGACAUCCCCAGGUGAAGGCAAACCCCCAGCUGUUUGCCGAGUUCCAGGACAAAGUGGCGGCCGGCAAUGGCAUCCCCUAUGCACUCUCUGUACCUGACCCCAUAGAUGAACCGAGUCUUUCUUUAGACAGCAAACCUGUCCUUGUAACCACCUCUGUAGGGCUACCUCAGAAUCUCUCUUCGGGGACUAAUCCCAAGGACCUCACGGGUGGCCCCUUGCCCGGUGACCUGCAGCCUGGGCCUUCUCCAGAAAGUGAGGGUGGACCCACACUCCCUGGGGUGGGACCAAACCAUAAUUCCCCAAGGGCUGGUGGCUUCCAAGGGAGUGGGACCCCCGAGCCAGGGUCAGAGACCCUGAAAUUGCAGCAGCUGGUGGAGAACAUUGACAAGGCCACCACUGAUCCCAACGAAUGUCUCAUUUGCCACCGAGUCUUAAGCUGCCAGAGCUCCCUCAAGAUGCAUUAUCGCACCCACACUGGGGAGAGACCGUUCCAGUGUAAGAUCUGUGGCCGAGCCUUUUCUACCAAAGGUAACCUGAAGACACACCUCGGGGUUCACCGAACCAACACGUCCAUUAAGACGCAGCAUUCGUGUCCCAUCUGCCAGAAGAAGUUCACCAAUGCCGUGCUGCUGCAGCAACAUAUCCGGAUGCACAUGGGCGGCCAGAUUCCCAACACGCCCCUGCCAGAGAAUCCCUGUGACUUGACGGGUUCUGAGCCGAUGACGGUGGGUGAGAACGGCAGCACCGGCACUAUCUGCCACGAUGAUGUCAUCGAAAGCAUCGAUGUAGAGGAAAUCAGCUCCCAGGAGGCUCCCGGCAGCUCCUCCAAGGUCCCCAUGCCUCUGCCCAGCAUCCACUCGGCAUCACCCACGCUAGGUUUUGCCAUGAUGGCUUCCUUAGAUGCCCCAGGGAAAGUGGGUCCUGCCCCUUUUAACCUGCAGCGCCAGGGCAGCAGAGAAAAUGGUUCCGUGGAGAGCGACGGCUUGACCAACGACUCAUCCUCGCUGAUGGGAGACCAGGAGUAUCAGAGCCGAAGCCCAGACAUCCUGGAAACCACAUCGUUCCAGGCACUCUCCCCGGCCAAUAGUCAAGCCGAAAGCAUCAAGUCAAAGUCUCCCGAUGCUGGGAGCAAAGCAGAGAGCUCCGAGAACAGCCGCACUGAGAUGGAAGGUCGGAGCAGUCUCCCUUCCACGUUUAUCCGAGCCCAGCCAACCUAUGUCAAGGUUGAAGUUCCUGGCACAUUUGUGGGACCCUCAACAUUGUCCCCAGGGAUGACCCCUUUGUUAGCAGCCCAGCCACGCCGACAGGCCAAGCAACAUGGCUGCACACGGUGUGGGAAGAACUUCUCGUCUGCUAGCGCUCUUCAGAUCCACGAGCGGACUCACACUGGAGAGAAGCCUUUUGUGUGCAACAUUUGUGGGCGAGCUUUUACCACCAAAGGCAACUUAAAGGUUCACUACAUGACACACGGGGCGAACAAUAACUCAGCGCGCCGUGGAAGGAAGUUGGCCAUCGAGAACACCAUGGCUCUGUUAGGUACGGACGGAAAAAGAGUCUCAGAAAUCUUUCCCAAGGAAAUCCUGGCCCCUUCGGUAAACGUGGACCCUGUUGUGUGGAACCAGUACACCAGCAUGCUCAAUGGCGGUCUGGCCGUGAAGACCAAUGAGAUCUCUGUGAUCCAGAGUGGGGGGGUUCCUACCCUCCCGGUUUCCUUGGGGGCCACCUCCGUUGUGAAUAACGCCACUGUCUCCAAGAUGGAUGGCUCCCAGUCGGGUAUCAGUGCAGAUGUGGAAAAACCAAGUGCUACUGACGGCGUUUCCAAACACCAGUUUCCUCACUUCCUGGAAGAAAACAAGAUCGCGGUCAGCUAAGCUAAGGGAGAACUUGCGUGGAAGGAGCAAUGCAGACACAGUGAAAUCUCUAGAAUCUGCUUUGUUUUGUAAGAACUCAUCUCCUCCUGUUUUCUUUUUCUUACUGAUAUGCAAGUGAUGUUUACGAUGGUUGUGACCACAACCUCAGGCAAGUCCUACAAUCACAUUGUUGCUAUGCUGCUUUGCAAAAAGUUGAAAAAAUAAAAAAAAAAUUCAUACCAAAACAAAUACAGAUUCUUUUUUUUUUUUUUUUUUUUUUUUUUUUUUUUUUUUUGAGAUGGAGUCUUGCUCUAUCACCCAGGCUGGAGUGCAGUGGCAUGAUCUCGGCUCACUGCAACCUCCCCCUUCCGGGUUCAAGUGAUUCUCCUGCCUUAGCCUCCAGAGUAGCUGGGAUUACAGGCAGGUGCCACCAUGCCCGGCUAAUUUUGUAUUUUGAGUAGAGACGGGGUUUCACCAUGUUGGUCAGGCUGGUCUCGAACUCCUGACCUCGUGAUCCACCCGCCUUGGCCUCCCAAAGUGCUGGGAUUACAGGCGUGAGCUACCACGCCUGGCACUUUUUUUUUUUUUUUUUUUUCUAAUUUUGGAAAGAAGCGGGUCUUGCAAAGUAGCUUUGUUACUUGUAACAGACGUAUACAUAAAACCUUUGUACAACCUAGAAUGACUUUUUCCAAAGACUGUUACCUAUUUCAAGGUAGAAUCGUUGGAACUUACUGAACAACAGUGGAAAAGACAACUACACAGCCUCAUUGAGGGGAGAGGGGUACUGUAUACUUACUGGUAACUGGACACGGGUAAAAAGACAAGGUCUGUCAUCUCUUUAGGGACCUGUUUUAUAUGCCCCAACCCUGUCCCCAUCUUAUUGUUUGUUUUUGAAUGUACUUAAAAAAGGAACAACAAGAAACUAGGGUUGUAGAAUUAUAAAAUUGCUUCAACCUUAGAACCUUAAGUAGGAGGCCCUCAAAUGGACUUAUGUUAGUUCUUAAGUCCUUAGGGAGUCAUUGUGUGUGUUGCUGCUUAUUUAAAUACAGUUCAGUUGGAGCCCCGAGAGUGCCAAUGUUUUCCCCACACCUCUUGGAUGCCUUCCUCUUCCCAAACCCCAGAAGAGGUGGGCACCUGAGCGGGGAAUCUCAGGUGACUUAAUUUGCCAGUGCCUACUCUAUUGAAGAACUGGGUUUUCGUGCUCGAGAAGAAACUCGUGGAAGGGCGUGUUUCCCAUCACAGGUUCACAUACAGAUUGUUUUUGUGGAAUUUCCUUGGUGCGACUUAUGCCAAGUAAUUAUGAAGAUUUUUGUUUUGUUUUGUUUUCUUGCUGAAUAUUUCAUGAAGGCUACGAAGUUAGAACAGGCACGUCCUGGGUGUGAAAGCUUUAAUUUAUCUACCUCAUUUAUUUUUUAUUUUUUGUAGCCAUAGUGUUUAUUUUCCUAUUUUAAGACCGCUGAAGUAUUCCCAGGCCCUGUCUAAAACCUAAGAGUUGAUGUAUUGGUGGGAAGAGGUGAACCUUCAAGAUGAUUUUGUGAUGCCUUUUUUUUGGUCGUUUCCUUUGUAAAUGUGAUAUUGAGCAAAUGAAACAUUGCUCUUGGUUUAACAAGAAAGGUUUAACAAGAAAGAAAGAAAAAAACUCUAACUUCCAGGAGAAAAGUCUUUCCCCUCUAUGUGGAAGGUCCUGACGGAAAUACGCAUCCAAGACGAUUAGCCAAAGUGUUGUCUCUUCAUCGUUGCACCUGACUUUUGACUUUAGGAUUCUGCCCCCCUCUUUUUUUUUUUUUUUUUUUUUUUUGCCAAGUUGUGCCUUUCCUUCUGGAAUUGUAAGUGAACAUGAUAAUAGUACCUGUUUACACUGUGAAGUGGAUAUUGUUACAGAAAACACACCAGUGGCUUUCUCACUGUUGAGCUAAUAAUGCCUUGUGAAUGUAUGAUCUACGGAGAAACCCCUGUAGUUGUAC
Pongo pygmaeus (Bornean orangutan) is the source of this 8443-nucleotide messenger RNA. RefSeq names its product spalt like transcription factor 4 (gene SALL4). The record is from RefSeq and is a predicted model, not a curated record. Gene Ontology annotation, cellular component: nucleus. Lineage: Eukaryota; Metazoa; Chordata; Mammalia; Primates; Hominidae. Gene Ontology annotation, molecular function: DNA-binding transcription factor activity, RNA polymerase II-specific; RNA polymerase II cis-regulatory region sequence-specific DNA binding. The transcript is spliced from 5 exons. Bases 3645 to 6500 code for a protein of 951 amino acids. Gene Ontology annotation, biological process: regulation of transcription by RNA polymerase II.